Molecule: messenger RNA, 796 nt
Organism: Schistocerca piceifrons (Central American locust)
Lineage: Eukaryota; Metazoa; Arthropoda; Insecta; Orthoptera; Acrididae
Product: trypsin delta-like
Exons: 2
Coding region: 24-716 (230 amino acids)
Biological process (GO): proteolysis
Molecular function (GO): serine-type endopeptidase activity
Source: RefSeq, a predicted model, not a curated record
CAUACACGGCCUCUCAGCCGCUGAUGCGCCGCCUCGACGGUCGCAUAGUGGGUGGUGAGCCGGUGGACAUCUCGCAGUGCCCGUGGCAGGUCUCAGUACAGAACGGCGGCCUCCACUACUGCGGCGGCUCCGUCAUCAGUCCUUCGUGGGUGCUGACUGCGGCGCACUGCCUCAUCGGCGUUGCUGAAAGUUACCUGUCGGUGCGAGCUGGUACGUCAACACGCGAGAGCGGCGGCGUUGUUUACAGCGUCGCUAAUGCAAGUUACCACGACGUGUUCACCUUUACUACAAUGGACUACGACGUGGGUGUCCUCUUGAUUGUAGGAUCCUUCACCGUAGGUGCGGACGUUCAGGUGGUAGACCUCAGUAGCACCGAACCCGAAGCCGGCGCCGUGGUGACCGUCACAGGCUGGGGCAGCCUACAGCCUGAAGGGGAAUAUUCAGAGCAGCUGCAGGCGGUCACGACGUCCAUCAUCGCGCGGUCUGCCUGCAACGCCAGCUACGGCGGACUCAUCACGGAGCGCAUGGUCUGCGCCGGUGAGCCGGAGGGCGGCAAGGACGCCUGCCAGGGGGACAGCGGAGGGCCCCUGGUGGCCGGCAACACGCAGCACGGCAUCGUCUCCUGGGGCUUCGGCUGUGCCAACGCCACCUACCCGGGCGUCUACUCCAGCGUCGCCUCCCUGCGGUCGUGGAUUAGAGCCGCAUCUGGCGUCUAGUCAAGUCACAGUGGUGUGAUAUUCCAGAGUGAUCGUGAAUGUAUCUUAACUGCAGUCAAUAAAAAUGUUGUAUGCAUGAA